This is a messenger RNA of Solanum dulcamara, 837 nucleotides long. RefSeq lists its product as uncharacterized. The transcript has 5 exons. Lineage: Eukaryota; Viridiplantae; Streptophyta; Magnoliopsida; Solanales; Solanaceae. The coding region runs from base 1 to 837 and encodes 278 amino acids. The record is from RefSeq and is a predicted model, not a curated record.
AUGAUAUAUUUUUCGAAUGUCUUUGCCUAUUGUCAAUAUCUCAAAUCUCUCGCGUAUCAACUCAAGAAUGUUGGUUCCCCAGUCGCUAACGAUCGACUAGUUCUUCAACUGGUCUCUGUCCUUAUCGAGCCCUACCAAGGUGUGAACACUCUUAUUCACCAAUGUGACCCGUUGUCUCAACUUUAUCAAGCUCGUUCGAUGCUCACUCUUGAGGAGGCUAGUCAUGCUAAGAAAGUAUCCCAAAGCUCUUUUGCUGCCUUAGUUGCUCGCUCGCCCGAGGGUCCUCCUGAUGUUCCUGAUAAUUCAUCUUCUAACCGCAAUUCUAAUGGCGGCAAAGAAGCUGCCAGCAGCGGCGGUAAUAUAGGCCGUGGUGGUCAGUUGGGAGGUGGCAACAGUCGCGGCACUGGGCAGCAGUCAGUGGGGCAGAACCCUCCACCCUAUUCUCCAUGGGAUGGCAGGCAGCAGUGGCCGUGGAUGGCAUCAUGGGGUGUUCUUGGCCCUCGACCUCAGCAGGCCUACACGGCAGCCCCUCCUCCUACAAACAUUGAAGCUACCAUGCAUUCUCUUGGUAUCACUUCUCCGAAUGAUUUUCAGAUGGGGAGGCUGAUAAUGAGGUAUAACAGUCCGGGAGAGCUUUAUCCAAUCACCAAUUCAGUCACUUCACCAUCUACAUUUGCUGCUUUGGCACAAUCUCUUUGGCAUGUUCGUUUGGGUCACCCGGGAGCACCUGUGUUGAAUUCCCUUAGGAAGAAUAAAUUGAUUGAUUACCGAGAACAAGUUAGAGCUUCACAAAAUGAGUUAAAAGUUGGUGAUCAAACUUGUGCAAGAGCUGUUUGA